Onychostoma macrolepis is the source of this 3522-nucleotide messenger RNA. It is a transcript of the gene cnbd1, whose product is annotated as cyclic nucleotide binding domain containing 1. The transcript has 14 exons. NCBI's taxonomy places the organism in Eukaryota, Metazoa, Chordata, Actinopteri, Cypriniformes, Cyprinidae. Bases 432 to 1898 code for a protein of 488 amino acids. The record is from RefSeq and is a predicted model, not a curated record.
UUGAAUCGAAAUGUCCGUAGUAAUUUAUUCCAUUUGUUCAAAAACGCGACGCUUGACUGUCCGCAUUGGCCUAGUUUGGAAGUAUUUUUGCGGCCGGUGAUACAAAUGUAGACAAACUAACUGAAAAUAUUAUGUCUAAAAUGUAAGUUACUCAAUAUUAACUUCUUGUUUACUGAGUUGUUAGCCAACUUGUAACUCAUUAAUUUGCUAAAUGUGAGUUGUUAACAUUACUGUGCGACUUUGUAUUUCGCGAUUGGACCGCGUAAUCCUAAUUCCAAUAAGAUAUUAAUAAUCACACUUUAUUAAUGAUCUUUUAACACGAUAACAUUGUACUGUCUGUAAUACGAGUACAUGGCUGUUGCCAUGAAACAGGCCAAACAAUCAUUUGCACUCCAGUCACCUGAUAUUUCUCACUGUUGCAAUGAACCCUCAUGUUAUCAUUUGCUGCUUUUACAGCCAUGCGCCGAUACCGAUAUUCAGCUGAGCAAAGACUUGCAGACAUUGACUACACACAGCUAACCCAGCUAAAUGAAAGUAUCAGUUCUGAAGAGGCCCAUAAAAAAUUCAUGAAACUUUAUCAAGAAAUAUUCCUGCACCCUCAGACAUCUUUACCCAGAAUACAACUCAAGACUAGGACCUUUUUGGAUUCUGACGGCACCCAUCCACUGCAGAGGAUCCAUUGGUCAGCAAGUGAUGCACUGCUAAAUUUCCCCAAUUCCGUUUUGAUGAAGAAACAAACUCAUCUAUAUAGUGGAUUGCCAGAGGACAACCAACCUCCAGUGAAGCUGGGAGUAUAUGAGUCUGUCCAGGAGGUCAGCAAACAUCAGCCACAUGGAAAACUGGCUCAGGAAUCACUCAUGAAUCAUGUGAUUAAAGCCCUUAAGAAAUUCCCUAUUGAGAGAUCCCAGUCAGAGCAUCAUAUCAUUUAUAAACUACUGAAGGGAGUCCACAGUCUGACCUCGCAGCUGGGCUCACAGGAGCUGAAACAGAUUAGUACCGUCACCACCAUCGAGACCUGGGACCGCGGACAGAUCAUUUUCGGACAUAAUGGAUUUUACCUCGUUCUGAAGGGCUCAGUGAAACCGUUCAACCAUGAAACCCUUAAAGAGGAUCAGACAGUCUCUACGAUUGCAGCUGGAGGUUCAUUUGGAUUCUGUGAACCUGUAAAUGCGGUAGAUGGAGGUGCCAUCAUCCAGUGUGUCAUGACACUCGAGACCUGCGAGAUUCUCAAAAUACCUCGCUCUGGCUACGAGAAGCUAAAAAAGGACAUCUUGGCACGGGACCAUGAAGUUAAAGUGUCUUUGAUCCAGGGCUGCCAGCUGUACAUUCACUGGCCAAAGCUUUCCAUCAACCACCUGGUCGACGGCAUGCAGCUAAAAACAUUCCCUGCUAAUCAAGUGUUGGUGAAGGAAGGAAAGAUCUGUCCAUUUGUGGCCUUCAUUGGAUGUGGAGAAUGUAACAUCCUUCAGGAUGUGGGAUCAUUGAUAAAACCCGUUGAUAAGAAGGGCUGCAGGAUCAGAUUUGUGAUGGUUGGUAAGCUGGGUCCAAAGCAGUCGUUUGGAGAGGUCAGCAUCCUACUGAACCAGCCGUCCCCUUGUACUGUUAUCACUGCCACUGAAGUUCAUUGUGGAAUAAUUCAACCAGAAUGCCUUAAAGGACUGGACUCAGUGACCACUUCUCUUAUACUGCAAACUGCGCAACCAAUGUGUGGAAAUCUCAGUGAGGAGGAAGUCUUGAAGGAGUUCCUGACACAGGAGAGGAUGAAGAAAUGGGAACAUGAGAAGAGGAAGAUCAUUUCUGAUGCUCUGUUUUAUAAUGGUGUUCACCCAGGAAGAGGCAAAUGGGCUUUUAACAGAGGACCAAGAGGAGUAACUGGGAAAUCCAAGAAGUCCAUAUGAACUUUUGACAGUUAAACAAACACACAAAUGGGAAUGCAGUCAUAUUAGGGGUAGCUACCCGACUAGUUCUGCCAACUCAUAAAAGCAGGAUGAGAAUUUCUCUUUCCGAAAAUGUAUAAAUAUUAGUGAAUACAAAACAUUUUUAUAGAAUUUUCACGUUUGCAUAGUUCCAAAUGUGUUUGCAAAUGUAUUUAGAAUAAAUAUCACUAGAAAUGAAAAGUUAGUUUGAAAUAUAGUUUGAUCAAAUGUAUUUGAAAAUAUGUCUGAAAUGCAUUUAAGACAUUAAAAAAAGAAUAGAUUUGCAAAUGCAUUUAGAAUAAAUUUCACAAGACAUUUCGCAAACUAGUAUAUAUUUGCCUACAUAUUUAUAGUUGUUUUGUUUUUUUUAAAUAUAUAUUUUAGAGACAUUUCAUAAAAAUAUGUAUUUGGAAAUAUAUUUUGAAUUGUACAAAGUGAAAAUUAAUUUUAAAUGAACUGCAGUGUUAUGUCUUGUGUUACUCUUUUUUUUGUGAAGUUUAUGACAGUGAAAGCAGCAUGCAAACUCUCAUUUCUCUCAUGCUCUCCAUUAUUUCAACAUGUCAACUAGUAAACACGAGUACUCAUGCAAACCCUAAAUGAUGUAUUUCUGAACAUAUCUGCUGCCUUCAUGAAGAAAACCAGGCUUCUGAAUCCCAGGGAAGACAUGUAGACCUGUCCAAACUGUUAUCUUGUGUUUUUGCUGGAAGUGGUGUUCUGGAUCCCACUGCUGUCACCCACUCCAGAGAAACAGACCUCAAGAGCUUUAUUUCCUUCACCACAGCAUUAUAAUCCUUCACCUUCUGCCUUUUCAAAAGCAUUUAGGUUUUGACAGCGUGCAGGGUUUUUCUAUGUGUGGCUACCUAGAGGGAUUGAAAAUACAGAAACAGAAGGAUGCAAUUAAACCCACUUGGAUUGACAAAACGGGAUGAUCCCCAGGUGCGUUUGCUUAGCCCAGCCAAGGGUGAAUCAAACUUGUGGGUGGCCACCAAUCCACAAAGAUCCAGCCACAUCACUGACUCACUGUAGCCUUUCAUAUGAAGCGUUGUGCUCUUCUUGUCACUGCUUCUCAUGUCAGAGUCACAUCAGUUACAAAGGUGCAAAUAAGCUUGUCAGUUGCCAUUCUUUAAGCAUGUGAGCUCAGGCUUGGGUGAAUAUUUGCAGACGAGCUCUAAGUAAGGGAAACUGUAUUUUUAACAUCAACAUAUAUAGUAAAGACAACAAAAUGCUCUUAAAUUAUUGUCGUAUCAACCAGACUGCCAUGUCUCGCAUGCAUGCUAUAAACUUUGGUGAUUUAGUUCUUAAGCUAAAUACUGUUGCAACUGCCUUGUGUCAGCUCAUAUCUGACAGGCCUUAAAUUAAUAAAUCUGUAUGGAAACUCCAAGCCUAGAAUAUUUUAAGUCUGUUUAGGUUCAAGGAACUCUAACUGCCCCCAUUGGGGAUGGCUAAUCUCUGUUUCCUGAAGGAAAACAGCUCAAAUUCUUUUUGUAACCUUAAACUCUUAUUUAGUCUACGUCUGUCCUUAGAUGAUUGUGUCCGACCUUAGAUGACUGACCUUGCGGGCUUUCUGUGAUCUGGUGACUGAGUGUAGACUAAUGUUUGUGGUUGA